CAUGAAAUUCAACUCGCAGUUUAAAUCCCCAAUCCCUGAUUUUUCGUUCUUCAUAAAUCCCUCUUUCCUUCCACUCAAUAAUCGCAUCGCAUGUUGGUCUCAUUUCUUUCCUAAAUACAGGCGACACCAUUUAGGAAUAGCCACCACCCUCGGCCGCCGGAGACCACUUUGACCUCAUCAACUCCGCCAUACCGCCGGUCAUCACAAGGAUCGUUGACUUCUCCUGAGACGGCAACUUCAAGAAGAGGCGCGGUUUUCAUUUUUUCUUCUCUCCGGUGCAUCAAAGGGGUGGCGGGCAUCAAUCCUUUACCUUUCUUACGGUUUAGUGAUUUAGUGAGAUAUGAUUAGGAAGCACCAAACAUUUGAAGAGAUCAGGGACGACGAUGAAGACACGAAAUAAUUCAUUCUCUAUACCUAUUGCCUAAUGCAUCACUCCUCAUCAGCCAUUAUCGCUUCGUAAACUUCUGCAAAAACUGCAUCUUGUCUCUUAUCUCUCGAUUAUCUGUGUGUUAAUCUUGAUCUUCUGCAAAAUUCAAUCAGAUCAACUCUUACAAUGAAAAAUGUUGGUGAUGAUGAGGCUGAUGUGGAGAAUGGAAAAUUUGAUAAAGAAAAAGAAAGAAGCCAAAAGAGUAGUAGAAUAAAAGUCAACAAUCAAGCCUUAUUAUCUGGAUUUGCAUAUUGUCUUUCAUCAUGUAGCAUGAUACUUGUUAACAAAUACGUCCUCUCCAGCUAUGAUUUCAAUGCUGGAAUAUCCUUAAUGCUCUACCAGAACUUUGUAUCUGUACUUAUAGUCUCUAGUUUGAGCAUACUUGGUGUAAUAUCAACAGAACCACUUACAUGGAGAUUGAUAAAAAUCUGGUUGCCUGUGAAUUUUAUAUUCGUUGGGAUGUUAGUCACAAGCAUGUUUAGUUUAAGGUACAUUAAUGUUGCCAUGGUUACUGUGUUGAAGAAUUUCACCAAUGUGAUAACUGCAGUUGGUGAAAUGUAUUUGUUUAAUAAGCACCAUGACAAUAGAGUCUGGGCUGCACUUUUCUUGAUGAUAAUAUCAGCAAUAUCUGGAGGGAUAACGGAUCUGGCUUUUAAUGCUGUUGGGUACACAUGGCAGAUUAUUAAUUGUUUUCUGACAGCAUCAUAUUCUUUAACACUUCGGAGAGUGAUGGAUACAGCUAAGCAAGUGACAAAAUCUGGACAGUUGAAUGAGUUUUCAAUGGUGUUACUCAACAACACACUGUCGUUGCCUUUAGGGCUUGUGCUUAUUUUUGUAUUCAAUGAGGUGGAUUAUCUUUAUACCACACCCCUUUUGAGGAUGCCGACAUUUUGGGUGGUGAUGACGUUUAGUGGAUUUCUUGGGUUAGCUAUUAGCUUCACUUCCAUGUGGUUUCUUCACCAAACGGGGGCCACUACAUACAGUCUCGUAGGGUCACUAAAUAAGAUUCCGCUCUCGGUUGCUGGCAUAGUUUUAUUUCAUGUCCCUACUAGCGUUGAGAAUUCUGCCAGCAUUUUAUUCGGUUUGGUUGCAGGAGUGUUGUUUGCGAGAGCAAAGAUUAAGGAUAGAACUCAAUCUUGAAAAACAAAGGGUUUAAAGUAUACAUUGGUUUGGAGAAAUGGAAACAAAUAGGGCUAUUUAAUUGUUUUAAGUGUGUGUCAUUAUUGUUUUUAUUUAAGGGGGGAUAUGUUGUUGUAGGCAUUUUUGUACUCUAAAACAAUACUCAAUACUGAUGAUGUUUGUGAAAAAACAAAAAGUUGCGACA
This is a messenger RNA of Lactuca sativa (garden lettuce), 1751 nucleotides long. RefSeq names its product golgi nucleotide sugar transporter 1 (gene GONST1). The record is from RefSeq and is a predicted model, not a curated record. NCBI's taxonomy places the organism in Eukaryota, Viridiplantae, Streptophyta, Magnoliopsida, Asterales, Asteraceae.